AUGGUGGAUGAGGUGACCACCAUGAAGGAUGACGUCAUCAACGCCAACACGCUGCCUUGGCUGGUCUGCUCGGGCGUGUCCAUCCUGGCCAACACAUGGAGCAUCCUUAGCGUCAGUGCCAAGCAGAAAAAGUGGAAGCCACUGGAAUUCCUCAUCUGCACACUGGCAGGCACGCACAUCCUCAACAUGGCCAUCCCCAUCACCAUGUACUGUGUCAUAACGUUGCGCCGCCAGCAUUCGACCUACGAGUGGAACGAGGGUUUGUGCAAGGUGUUUGUUUCCACCUUCUACACUCUCACAUUGGUCACCUGCUUCUCUGUCACCUCGCUCUCUUAUCACCGCAUGUGGAUGGUACGCUGGCCUGUAAACUACAGGUUGAGUAACACCAAGAAGCAGGCGGUGCACACAGUGAUGGGUAUCUGGAUGGUAUCAUUCAUCCUGUCUACGCUUCCAGCAGUGGGCUGGCACGACACCAUCGACCGCUUCUACACCUCUGACUGUCGAUUUAUUGUGACUGAGAUCGGCCUGGGCUUUGGCGUUUGCUUUCUGCUGCUGAUUGGCGGGAGCGUGGCCAUGGGUGUGAUCUGUAUCGGCAUUGCUCUCUUUCAGACCUUCUCCAUUCAGGCGGGCCACAAUGCUGACAAGAACAAGUUUAAUGUCCCCACCAUAGUGGUGGAGGAUGCCCAGGGGAAGCGCAGAUCAUCCAUUGAUGGAUCAGAGCCUCUCAAGACGUCACUGCAGAUCACUUACCUGAUCAGUGGCAUUGUGUUCAUCUAUGACUUCCUGACUGGCUUCCCCAUACUGGUGGUGAGCUUUGCCAGUCUGAAGUUCGACCGCUCCUACGACUGGAUGGUGUUGUGUGUGCUGUGGUGCUCCAUCGCCCAGUCCAUCCUGCUACCCAUGUUCCUCUGGGCUUGUGACCGCUAUCGGGCUGACAUCCGCAUGGUGUGGGAGAAAUGCGUCGCCAUUAUGUCCAAUGAUGACGUGGAUGAGGAAAACAGCCAAGAUGGAAGAAUUCAUGCCGACUUAAUAUAUGACAGACCAUAUGACUAUAGCUUGGCGCCUGAAAUCGUGACGAUAGACCGUAAUGCCAAGUAUGAGUUCUCAACCUUAGAAAGGGGGGUCCCGCAAGGGUAUCCAUUGAGGGAACAACAGGAAGAUAGAAUGCAGUAUUUGCAGGUGCCCCCUACAAGAAGAUACUCCCACGACGAAACCGACAUGUGGACCAGCGACCGGAUCCCCUCAUACCUUCACCGAUGGGGCUCCACCGAGGACAUGAUAGUGACUGCCCACUACAGCUCCACCUUGUCGCACCACGAGAGGCGCAGGAACAGCCUGGUCUCCUACCACGAGGAGAGCCACCAUCAUCAUCACCCUCAUCGCAAACGGCGACGCUCUGAGGAUAGUAUGCACUCCCUCAAGCACCUGCCACGCGUGGUUUGCGGGGGGGAGCGCUAUGAGGACGAACUGCGGUGUUUCAGCCGCGAUGAGGUGAUCAAUUAUAUAGAUGAGACGCCACUGCCGAGCCCCAGGAAGAGCCCGCGGCGUACAUCCACCAUCUCACUUAUACCCAAUGUGUAUGAACAGCACACAGUCAUCCUUCCUCACUUUGCGCUCACAGACUUUGAGCGUGAGCCUCAAGCGCUCAGGCGGCUCUCAGAACAUAAAAGGAGCCGGGGAAACUCGCCUGAAGGUUCACCCAAACCAGACAGACCUGCUGGAAAGAAGAGUCCUGGGGCUUGUGGCUCUGGUAAGGGGUGCCGGGAGCGCCUGCGAGAUGCAAAACACCAGGGUGAAGUGGCCUCACCAGGGCGCAGCCAGCAGACUCCAGGGCACUCUGCUUGUAGGCCCAGGACAGGUGUUGGAUACGGGGCCGGUGCUGGAGCUGACUGGGUGCAUCAGAAGCACCUGAGCAAGGCUGAGAGUAAAGGAAGCACAAACAGUUUUGUAAGCACACCCUCGGCAUCGUCCUCGGGAUACAUUACCUUUCACUCUGAUUCUGUAGGCUCCACCACCUAA
This is a messenger RNA of Scomber scombrus (Atlantic mackerel), 2019 nucleotides long. RefSeq names its product probable G-protein coupled receptor 153. Gene Ontology annotation, molecular function: G protein-coupled receptor activity. The record is from RefSeq and is a predicted model, not a curated record. Gene Ontology annotation, biological process: G protein-coupled receptor signaling pathway. The transcript is spliced from 5 exons. Gene Ontology annotation, cellular component: membrane. NCBI's taxonomy places the organism in Eukaryota, Metazoa, Chordata, Actinopteri, Scombriformes, Scombridae. Bases 1 to 2019 code for a protein of 672 amino acids.